Molecule: messenger RNA, 933 nt
Organism: Nannizzia gypsea CBS 118893
Lineage: Eukaryota; Fungi; Ascomycota; Eurotiomycetes; Onygenales; Arthrodermataceae
Product: RNA polymerase III transcription MAF1 repressor
Exons: 1
Coding region: 1-933 (310 amino acids)
Biological process (GO): negative regulation of transcription by RNA polymerase III
Cellular component (GO): nucleus
Molecular function (GO): RNA polymerase III core binding
Source: RefSeq, a predicted model, not a curated record
AUGGUCGUGGGUGGCUGUGACCUUUAUACGACAAAGGCCGCAAGUGGUGAUAAGAAGCUAUACAAGAACAUUGAAACCUCUUUGGAAUCGCAGUAUGAAUCGCUCUUACGACUCUCUGCCUCGCUUUCACCACCAAAUGCAUCCUCCGCAGCAAUGUCACUCAAUCUCUCGCGUUCCAGCCCAUUUGGACCCUUGAGUGAGCACUCCAGCCGCAGAACUUACGCUUAUCUUAUCGCUACACUUAAUGCGAGCCACCCGGACUAUGACUUUUCGCACGUCCUGCGGCCUUCUGAUUUCCAUAGAGAGAAGAACUUGCGGAGGGUCAUGGAUACCAUCGAUACAACCCUGUUUAACCUCCGCCCGCAGCUGGCUCGCGAUGUCACGCCACCUACCCCAGCCUCGUCCUCUCCCCACAUGUCGGCAACUACCCAUUCAUGGGGUCCUAGAAUGUGGAGGAUUAUCGAUAAUCAAAUGUCCCUCAAAGAAUGCAGUGUAUACUGCUAUAGCCCGGACGAAGACCCAUAUGAUGGCGAAGAGGGCACCAUCUGGAGCCUUAACUAUUUCUUCUUCAACAAGGUUAGGAAGCGUGUCUGCUACAUCUACCUGCGUGGCAUUAGCGUCCUAAGCCAGCUACCAGCCGAUGGAACAGCAACUCCAGUCCCCGGAAAGCGUAACGUUGAUGAUGACGGCUACGUCUCCCAUGAUACGGGCGCCAGAAAACGCGCCAAGUUUUGGUUCGGUGAUGGCGCACAUGAUGAGAUUGAUGAAUUUAGCGCCGACGAAGAAGAAAGGCAACCAUCUCAACCCGCCCGCCCAGUUGUGGAUGAAUUUGACAACUAUAUCCUCAGUGAUGAUGAUCUACGCUCGCAGUCUGGUAGUAAACCUACCGUCCGUGCUCUGAGUGAAGAAAUUGCCGACUCUAUGGAAGUGUAA